AUGGAGCACCAAGAUCCAGCGCUGUGGGAUCACCACGAGGAAGGCAAUGCCAGUGGUGAGUAUCACCAGGAUUACGAGCAUUACUAUGGCGAUCACGGCGGCUAUCACUACGGGCAGGAGCAGCAGCCGCAGGUCGAGGCUCUCGAUCCGCUACACAUCGAGGGCUUUGAUCCAAGCGCGCAUCAUCUAGCCUACGACGAGCAGCAGCAGCAGCAGCAUCUCGGCGGAGGAGGUGAGCACGAUCUGAAUUUCCGGGAGCAAGGGUUUGAUCCCAACGCUUAUUUCGACCAGGCUCAUGACCCUCACGGGCAGUAUGAUCCACAGCAGCACUAUGAUCCACAGCAGCAGUACUAUGAUCCCCAGCAGCACAAUGUCGAGUAUGAUUCACAGCACUACCAGGCGGAUUAUGAUCCCCAGCAGCAUGGGCAGUAUGAUCCACAGCAGUAUGAUCCACAACAGCAUGAUCCACAGCAGCCCCAGCAUCAUGAUGCUUGGUCUGGGAUCCACGACGCUUACGACCACGCAGGCCAAGCUGUUCACGAGGCUUACGACCACGCGAGGGAUGCUCUACACGACGCUUACGACCACACAAAGCACGCUCUGGAUGCUAUAAAGGUGGGCGACGCUCUCGACCACUCCAAGCACGCAUUGGACAGUGCUUACGAUCGCACCAAGCACGCAGUGGAGGGCGCCUGGGACACUGUGAAGUCUACCCAAGCUUAUGGGAAAGCCACCCAAGUUUUGGAUCAGACCAGGGAGGCAGUGGAGGGUGUUCUUCAGACCGUUCGAGAAAAGUUGCCUCCACCGGUGGUCAGAGCGUAUGAUCAGGCCAGAGCCGUGGUGGAAAGUGCCGUGGAUCACACGAAGGUGGCGUAUGAGAGUGUUAAGACGAAGGUGGCUCCGACUGUUACUAGUUUGCUCAGCCAGCUCCCGUUUAAGACCGACAAGAACAGCCUCAUCUUUUACGGUGCUAGUUUCGCUCCAGUGUUGGCUUUGUGAUACUUCUCAUGACAGUGAUUCUCAUAGCAAUGAAGCCGAAGGGUGCGUCGAAA
Selaginella moellendorffii is the source of this 1052-nucleotide messenger RNA. Its product is annotated as histidine-rich glycoprotein-like. The record is from RefSeq and is a predicted model, not a curated record. Bases 1 to 999 code for a protein of 332 amino acids. The transcript has 2 exons. Lineage: Eukaryota; Viridiplantae; Streptophyta; Lycopodiopsida; Selaginellales; Selaginellaceae.